Molecule: messenger RNA, 2146 nt
Organism: Nomia melanderi (Alkali bee)
Lineage: Eukaryota; Metazoa; Arthropoda; Insecta; Hymenoptera; Halictidae
Gene: Rab23
Product: RAS oncogene family member Rab23
Molecular function (GO): GTP binding; GTPase activity
Source: RefSeq, a predicted model, not a curated record
AAUCAGUUGUGUAUCGUAGCGGUUGGUAGCUGUUUCCAAGCUUCCGAAAAGUCACUAGAGAAAGUUACCGAGAACGGUCAGUGACGGCAGGUGUCUCGUACAGGUGUUCAGUCAGUUAGCGGCGCGUACUCGCGUGUCCGGUGCGUGCGUUGCUCUUUCGUUAAACUGUUUUCCGCUCGUUGGUCGACAGUAAAAAGAAACGCGCGUGAGUUUUUAUUCAAAAUUUGUAACAAUGUUUCGGUCGCGAUGUGAGGUGGUCGAGUCGAAAUAUCGGGAAAGGUGAUCACAGCUAACAGUAGAGAUUUUCACACGAGAGAUCAACGGCGGACAUCGCGGGAUAUGUUGUAGCUGGAUAUUAUGCUAAUCGCGUUACGGUCAGAAUGCGGGAGGAAGAACUCGAGAUAUCGCUCAAGGUGGUGAUAGUCGGUAACGGUGCCGUAGGGAAAUCAUCGAUGAUCCAGAGGUUUUGCAAGGGGACGUACACCAGGGACUACAAGAAGACGAUCGGCGUCGAUUUCCUCGAACGGGAGAUCGAGGUGGACGGCGAGGACGUCAGACUGAUGCUGUGGGAUACCGCGGGCCAGGAGGAAUUCGACGCAAUCACCGCGGCUUAUUAUCGCGGCGCCCAUGCCUGCGUUCUCGCUUAUUCAGCCACUGACAGAGAUUCCUUCGACGCCAUUCCUUCGUGGAAGCUGAAGGUGGAGAACGAGUGCGGCGAGAUUCCCACGGUCCUCGUACAGAACAAGAUGGACCUGGUCGAUCAGUGUGUCAUUGAUCCGGACGAGGCGGAGAGGCUAGGCCGCGCGCUCGGCUGCAAGCUGCUGCGAACGUCUGUGAAAGAGGACGUCGGCGUUAUGAGCGUCUUCCGGCACCUGGCGUCGCGAUGUCUCCACGAGAUGCGACGCUGCGACGACGAUUAUCAGGACGACCUGAGAUUGUACUCGUCCGGGCCUAGGUCACCUUCCGUAAUAAGUGCUUUUAGUCCGAACGGAUCCACGUGUGGUCGAAGUACGGGGAACGGUACAAUCGUUUUGCGGCCAGGAGCCAAGGCGAAAAACCACAAGAAGAGGAAUUUUGUGAAAAACGCCUGUAGGCUACUUUAGUCUUUGCGUGGAUAAAUACGUGAAAAGCUGUUUACUGAAGCUGAAUUAAUCUUUAACCAUGUACAGACUGAUAUAUAUAUAUAUAUAUAUAUCAUAUAUAUAUAUAUUCAUAUUUAUGAGAGAUGGAUAUAAACCUACGUAUAUCGUGUUGGUAAUCGGUUCAACGAUUUACGAUUGAUCGUGUAAGUAGGUAUAACUCAAUUAGGUAUGCUGCAUUUCUUUAAUUAAGCUCGGACAUUCGAUUCUCUUCGAGAGAUUUCAACGUAACGCGACUCGCGCGAGUACUCGCCUAAAAGCAACAACGGAGCUGCGAAUUUAGAACAUUUACAUAGAAUUAGAAGAAUGAGAUUUUACAUGCAAAGAAUCUUACGCAUUUUUAUACAUGGAUCGUUUUUAUUGAAUUCCUUUUAAUUCACCGAUGCUAUUAUAAUAAAUGCACUGUGUAAAUAUUUCUAAGGUUAAUUCCCACUUCCACUUGAAGCACAUAAUCGUUUAAAUUCAAGUAUUUUUCUUCAGAGACAUUUCGUAUUCGAAUAAACGUAUUACUUGUACGUGUGAAAGGCGAACGUUUAUCAGGAGGAGUAUAGUGUUCUUACUCUUUUUAUGCACAUACAGUCAAUAUAAUUGUAAUAAGCGAUCAAUCUAGGUAAUACGUAAUAUAUUACGUGGUAAUGUUUUUGCUAAAAAUAUCUUUCACAUUAAAAGAUCUUUUAAAUCGUUUUCAUUUUUUAUAGACGUUAAUUUAUAUGUAAACAGAUAUCAAUGUACUGGCUAACCAAAUAUUCUACAUAAUAAGAAAAAGAGACACGCGUUGUUGGAAACCAAUCUUUCGUUCAACGGUGACAACGAGAAAUAAAUAAAAACUAAAUGUUACGGCUUUUUUUUUAACAAUCUGUUUCAAUCGACACCUCGAAGAGCACAAAGUAAACAAGUUCUGCAAACUUUAAUAAAUGCUAUCCUGUUUUAGUUAUAAACAAUGCUUUAUUUCUUUUAUUUGUAUCACAUACGAAAAUGUAUUGCACGCUAAUUCUGAACUUGAAACU